Dromaius novaehollandiae (emu) is the source of this 4463-nucleotide messenger RNA. RefSeq names its product Wnt family member 7B (gene WNT7B). NCBI's taxonomy places the organism in Eukaryota, Metazoa, Chordata, Aves, Casuariiformes, Dromaiidae. The transcript has 4 exons. Bases 549 to 1598 code for a protein of 349 amino acids. Gene Ontology annotation, biological process: multicellular organism development; cell fate commitment; positive regulation of JNK cascade. Gene Ontology annotation, molecular function: cytokine activity; frizzled binding. Gene Ontology annotation, cellular component: extracellular region. The record is from RefSeq and is a predicted model, not a curated record.
AACACUCGGGCUUAAGGACAUGCCUUCUGAAACACAAAUACACACAUAACUCUCACACGCACAUGCACACAGACAGAUAAGAUAUGUAUUAGUUCCUGACACAUACGGGGUGGGGGGAAGAGCAGGAGAGAGAGGGAGAGUGAGAGAGAGAGAGAUCCUCCUACCUGGAGCCAUAGAUUGCAAGAUACGUAGUGUUACCUGGGGAAGUCAGAACAAGUAAAAACACAUUGAACUUCAGGGCUCUAUGAGGCAGUUGAUCAAGAUCAGUGCUUGCUCAUUUUCUCCCUCAGACUGUCUGUCUUGGGUUUUUGUGUUACCGUUUCGAGCAGCUCUUUCCAUUUUCUUCCCUCUUUAGCUUUAAUAUCAGAGCCGGCUUUGGUCACCAUGGCUCUGGGAAGAGCUGCUUAUCUGCCCGUUGUUGAUUUUUUACAGUUCGGCCGGCUUUGCUUCUGGGUAGCUUCAGAAAUGCUCUUGACUGGGAUUUAACCGACAGGAACAGUUCGACUUUUUGUGCAAUUUUUUUUAUGGCUCAGUCCAUUCUCUAGAUCAUGCACAGAAACUUUCGGAAGUGGAUUUUCUACGUGUUUCUAUGCUUUGGAGUCAUCUAUGUCAAAUUAGGAGCUUUGUCAUCUGUGGUGGCUUUAGGAGCUAAUAUAAUCUGCAACAAAAUCCCAGGCUUGGCCCCUCGACAACGAGCGAUCUGCCAGAGCCGCCCCGAUGCCAUCAUUGUGAUCGGAGAAGGGGCACAAAUGGGAAUCAAUGAAUGCCAGUACCAGUUCCGGUACGGGAGGUGGAACUGCUCCGCACUGGGGGAGAAAACGGUCUUUGGACAAGAGCUUCGAGUAGGAAGCAGGGAAGCCGCGUUCACCUAUGCCAUUACUGCUGCCGGGGUUGCGCACGCCGUCACGGCUGCCUGCAGCCAGGGCAACCUCAGCAAUUGUGGCUGCGACCGAGAGAAACAGGGCUACUACAACCAGGAGGAGGGCUGGAAAUGGGGAGGCUGCUCUGCAGAUAUCAGAUACGGCAUUGAGUUCUCCCGGAGGUUUGUGGAUGCCCGAGAAAUCAAAAAGAACGCCCGGCGGCUGAUGAACUUGCACAACAAUGAGGCUGGAAGAAAGGUUCUCGAGGAGAGAAUGAAAUUGGAAUGCAAGUGUCACGGAGUUUCAGGUUCCUGCACAACUAAGACCUGCUGGACCACACUCCCUAAAUUCAGAGAGAUUGGAUAUAUUUUGAAAGAGAAAUACAACGCUGCAGUGCAAGUGGAGGUGGUACGAGCCAGUAGACUAAGACAGCCAACUUUCCUGAAGAUCAAGCAGAUUAAAAGUUAUCAGAAACCAAUGGAAACAGAUUUAGUGUAUAUUGAAAAGUCACCCAACUACUGUGAGGAAGAUGCUUCCACAGGCAGCGUUGGUACCCAGGGACGACUCUGUAACCGUACAUCUCCCAACGCAGACGGGUGUGACAUGAUGUGCUGCGGAAGAGGUUAUAACACACACCAGUACACCAAAGUGUGGCAAUGCAAUUGCAAAUUCCACUGGUGCUGCUUUGUGAAGUGCAACACAUGUAGCGAGCGGACAGAGGUGUUCACCUGCAAAUAACGGCAUCAUGUUCAAAUGAACAGAACACAUCACCACAAGUGAAGAAAGUGGAGAACAACAAACAACUACAGCAUCAUUUUGCACAUCUAAUCUUCCUUGGGAAAAAAAUAAAAUAAACCAAUCCCUCCCCACUACUUACACUUCUAAGGAUGGUGCAUUUUGGCUGGCUAGCUGUUGUAACUGCUUCGGAAAUAAGGGCAACAGGAUUAAGGUGACGUUGACAACCACAUGAACCUUUUUCUCUAGUUUGUUUUUUUACUACAACCUGGGUGUUGUAGUAGUUCUCCUAGUAAGCGUUUAAGUUAUACAUAUCAGAGAAGCUGACUGCACUGCAGCUCCCAUGAAAUUUGAAAGAAAAAGACAUUGUCAUAUUUUACAACAAACAACCCCAAGCCUUGUGCAAAUAAAGACUUUUUAAAGGAAAUAAAAUCUUCAUUGACUACAACACAGCAGUCUUGCUGCAAAAACCUAAAUUUCUAAGAAAGCAGGUAGAGAGAAAACUACAACUGAUAGGGAGGCAAAAUCUGUGAUGGAAAUAGUCCACUAUCAGUUUGAAAAAAUAAAGUUCACAAAAUUACAUCAGCUGCCAGUGACACUGGAACUCUUUGAAUGAACAUUAAAAAUAAUUAUUUAUGUUUUUAAUAGUAUCAAAAAAUUCUAAGCACUAACGGGUAGCUAUGUCUUAAUUCUGUACUAAAUGUAAACUUAUUGGAACUCUGACUUUAUGAUUUUUGUAUUUGGUUCUCCCUAAGUUCUUCAGUGCUACUGAUCUGUUGUCACUCCACUAUUAGAGAGUUCAAUUACUGUAGGCCUUAAGCAAUUAUCAGAACUGAGCAAAAAAAAUCAUGCAAACUGUGGUUACAAAUGCUUGAUAAAGACUUUUCCCACUUGCCUCCUGAAUAAGAAUGACUUUUAGAUUCAGGCUCAAGGCGUGGAACACCUACCCUCAGCGCACUGUGGUGAGUUUUAGGACACAAAGAUGUGCUUCAACAAAUAUCAAAGGUUUUGCUUUGCAGUCAAAUGCACUGGCAGGGUCCCUACGAGCACUACGUUUCCCCUUUUGACAGUUAAAGCUUAUUAAUUAUUACCAAUAGUUUUAAUAACUUGUGCUCAGUCUGGACUGGGAAGGUGAUAAAAAUACGGUAGCUGGACUCCAGGUUGCUGCAGCCUAUGAGCUGUGAUGGCUUUAUGACCAUAAGAAAGCUAAAAUUUGGGUUAGUUUAUGUCACCGUUAUUCUAUGGUUGGCAAUAACAUACCCCCAGUAAAUACAUGAAUAUUAAGAAAGACGACGAAUUUUUAAACCAGCAUUCAAUUCUAAUUCACACACCUUUUCCCUGAGAAGGAUUAAAAAAAUUCCUCCAACAUUUUACUAUUGGAAAAAUCUAAUGCUUUUAACCCCAAGAGCCAGAUAUACCCACUUACAAUUCAACACAUUUAAUCACGUUUGCUUGUAGCAAGGAUUCCUACCUGACUUUUAGAAAACUUCAAUUAAAAAUGUCCUAAUGUUUGCAUAUCUGUAUAUCUACAUUUGUUUCAUUUUACUACUUUUAAGAAGAGGUUGCACAGCCAAGAGGCCUGCCUAUGUGACACGGAAGCACUUGCCACACCAGAGUGCUCUUGGGUCAAGGAGGUGGUAGAGCUACAGCUCCAUCAGUUCCCAUGCUGAGCAUGUGAAUAACCUAGGAUAAUCUCCCUAAUUUCUGGGCCUAUAUUAUCAAAAGUAACUAACGAUGUAGGGACCUCAGUUGGAACGCUUAUGAGGACCUGCCUGUCUGACAGCAAGCACUCACUCUCUGAAAAUCAGACUCCUGUAACGAGUCUUGCAUGGAGCAACCCCAAAUGGAAGCACUCAUUCUUUUGUUUUUGCUGUUGGUUUCUAAAUACCAGCUAGAAGUUCAAACUCAGCCUUGGUGUGAAUGAGUGUGGUUCCACAGAAAUCAACAGUGCCCCCCAAAAAGGCUAGAGUCACUUCAUAUAAUUUCAAGUUCCUUGGAUUCAUGGGUAUUGUUGUUGAAUAAUAGUGAUAUACUGUACUUUCACUUCAUUCUUGACAGGAAGCAAAUAAAGCUCCCAAGCACAGUAAUGCACAGUCUUAUGGUACUAGAUACUGUAAAUAUAUUAGAAUAGUAUUUGUUAAGUACAGUUGAGGAAUCCAAUUAAGUUAUAUUAUUGUAUAUCGUUUAAAUGUCUAUAGAGUAUUUUAAAUUAUUGUGAACUACACUGCGUUAAAAAAAGAAGUUAUAUAUUAUAACACCAACCACUCUGAAAAGUGGACCAAAGUGACGCUUUCUUAAAAAUAAAAAAAAGAACCCCCCACCCCCCUAUUUCAUAUAGCUGUUUCAGCUGUUCUUCAUUGUAACAGUCCUACUAUUGGACUAGCUGUCUACAACAUAAUGUUUCAGAGCAUCAUAUAAAAACUUUGCCCAUGUGGGGGUGUGGCAUUCAGAGAGGUAGUAUAUGGCACAAAGCAGGGGCCGACCACAGAAAUGCAUGGACUUUGAACUAUGUCCCAAGAAAAAGCAGUUUGGGUCAGAAAACUCCAUUACCACUAUUGUAUGGAAACAAAAAACAAAAAACAAGACAUCCUUUUAACAAAGGUGUCUAUGAACAGAAACAGCUUAUAAACAACCGUAUUUAAAAAAAAAUAGUAGUUUGGUAUCAAAGAACUGUGACAAUAGAGGUUUGAAUCCUACCAGCAACACAGCAUGGUUUAACUGUACUUAGCCAUGACAAAGCUCAAAAUACUGUAUGUUAUGAAAGAAUAUAAGAGCAAAGAUCAAUUGUUUACUAUGUUAAUGUUUUAUGGCAAGCAGAAAACAAAGGAUGAAAUGUGUUUCUAUUAAAACUUAACUUUUCCCCUUACA